AGCACAAAAUCACACACAGCAUUUCUUAUUUCAAGCUUUAGCUUGCCGUUCUGUAACCCCAAAAAAAAAAAAAAAACAGAAAGAAAAAUCAUACCCAGCAUCACCCAAUAACUAUGGCAACGGAAUUGGUGGCAGGCCUUCCAAGCGCAGCCGUAUGGCUCGCGACCACCGCCGUCCUCCUCCUCUUCGGCCGCUACCUCCGCCGCCGGCAAUACAAGCUGCCCCCAGGCCCACGGCCCUGGCCCAUCAUCGGUAACCUCAACCUCAUCGGCCCCCUCCCCCACCAAUCCAUCCACGCCCUAUCACAAAAAUACGGCCCCAUCAUGCAUGUCUGGUUCGGAACCAAACCGGUCGUCGUCGGCUCCUCCGUCGAACUGGCUAGAGACUUCCUCAAAACCCACGACGCCGCCUUGGCCGGCCGCCCCAAGUUCUCCGCCGGCAAGUACACCACCUACAACUACUCCGACAUCACGUGGUCUCAGUACGGCCCAUACUGGCGACAAGCUCGCAAAAUGUGCCUCACCGAACUGUUCAGCGCUAAACGGCUCGAAUCCUACGAGUACAUCAGAAGAGAAGAACUUAGAGCCGUUCUGAAAGAACUCUACUAUUCAGCGAACAAAACCAUAGUACUGAAAGAUCAUCUCUCUACUCUGAGCCUGAACGUGAUCAGUAGGAUGGUGCUGGGGAAGAGGUACCUGGAGAAGAGCCAAAACGCGAUCGUUUCGCCGGAGGAGUUCAAGAAGAUGCUGGACGAGCUGUUCUUGUUAAACGGAGUUCUGAACAUCGGAGACUUCAUUCCAUGGAUUCAUUUUCUGGACUUGCAGGGCUAUGUAAGGAGGAUGAAGGCGUUGAGCAAGAAGUUCAACAGAUUCAUGGAACAUGUUCUGGAUGAACACAACGAAAGAAGAAGAGGGAAUCCAGAUUAUGUAGCUAAAGACAUGGUGGAUGUUCUUCUUCAGCUUGCAGACGAUCCUACCCUCGAAGUCAAGCUUGAGAGGCAUGGAAUCAAAGCCUUUACUCAGGACUUAAUAGCUGGAGGCACAGAGAGCUCAGCAGUAACGGUGGAAUGGGCAAUCUCGGAGCUUCUGAGGAAGCCGGAGAUAUUCAAGAAGGCGACGGAAGAGCUGGACAGAGUGAUCGGAAGAGAGCGGUGGGUGGAAGAGAAAGACGUCCCCAACCUACCAUACAUCAACGCGAUCGCCAAAGAAACCAUGAGGCUCCACCCGGUGGCUCCGAUGCUGGUUCCCAGAAUGGCCAGAGAAGACGUGAAGGUCGCCGGCUACGACAUCCCCAAAGGAACACAGAUCCUGGUCAACACCUGGACCAUCGGAAGAGACCCUGCAGUAUGGGAAAACCCUAACGACUUCGAACCAGAGAGAUUCUUGACAAAAAACAUCGACGUGAAGGGACAUGACUUCGAGCUGUUACCGUUCGGAGCAGGAAGAAGAAUGUGCCCAGGUUAUCCUUUGGGGAUAAAGGUGAUUCAGGCGAGCUUGGCGAAUAUGUUGCAUGGGUUUCAUUGGAGACUGAAGGAUGGCAUGAAGAAGGAGGAUUUGAGUAUGGAGGAGAUUUUUGGACUCUCAACCCCAAAGAAAUUUCCCCUUGAAACUGUGGUUCAGCCCAGACUUGCUCCUCAUCUUUACUAAUAUAUAUAUAUAUAUAUAUAUAUAUAUAUAUGCGCGCGCUAUUAGCUACCUAUAAUAUAAGUUUCAUCUCCAAUAAGGGUAGUGAGCGUUUGAGAGAUGGAGUAUUAUUGUAACUCAAUCAAUAUGAUGAUUAUGGGCAAUACUAUAUUUCUGGGUUUCCUUACAUUUCC
Messenger RNA from Neltuma alba, 1816 nucleotides. Its product is annotated as flavonoid 3'-monooxygenase. The record is from RefSeq and is a predicted model, not a curated record. The transcript has 2 exons. Gene Ontology annotation, molecular function: iron ion binding; monooxygenase activity; heme binding. Lineage: Eukaryota; Viridiplantae; Streptophyta; Magnoliopsida; Fabales; Fabaceae. Bases 114 to 1646 code for a protein of 510 amino acids.